Messenger RNA from Lodderomyces elongisporus, 2190 nucleotides. RefSeq names its product putative metalloendopeptidase. Gene Ontology annotation, cellular component: cytoplasm. Bases 1 to 2190 code for a protein of 729 amino acids. The record is from RefSeq and is a predicted model, not a curated record. The transcript has a single exon. Lineage: Eukaryota; Fungi; Ascomycota; Pichiomycetes; Serinales; Debaryomycetaceae.
AUGACAAUAAGCUUCAAUUUCAGAGAUAACGAAAUUGUCUCCUCGCCAACAGUUAUAGUCAGCGGAUCUACCUCGCACCAUUUACAACGAGGAGUUGUUGGAUUCAUAAACAAUGACAACAAGGUUUUCCCUCCACAAUAUUUUGAGGUCAAUAAUGGACAAUUCAAGGCAAUUGUUCAUGUAUCCCCCAAUGAAGUAAAUCAUUUCAAGGUGGAAAUAAUGAGUAAUGGAUAUAUAUCAUCUUUUGGAUUUCCAGAGUACAAUGGAGGUAAGCCACAAGUCGUGGAUACGGGACUGUUGAAACUAAGUUUCAAUCCCUUGCCGCAGAAUAAACCUGUUCACUUGUGCAUCAUCCGAGCCAGAGACUCGCCUGGUGUUUAUGACAUACCACAUUACAGGCUUAAUCGAGGCGAGCGACCAACUUUAGAGAAUGCAAUAAAGAAAUUAAAAGUGGCAGGAAGAAUGAUGCAAGCAUUCACGCAAGACGAAAUGCGGUCUGUUGGAUUUAGUAAUAGAUCUUUUCAAUUUACCGAAGAGGAAACACACGAUCAAACGAUAUUCGGAUACACUGUUCAAUCGCCAACACCCCAUAAUGAAAUUAAAGUGCAUGUCUUAACCAGUCCUAAAACAGUUGCCGAAUUGCGCAGCCCUGACUUGGCACAACAGAAUCCACAUGCAAAAGAUAACGGAGGAUUAUUCAGUCAUGCGAUUGAUUUGGUGAAAAAGACACCGGAAAUCUUCAACACUGAACAAGGAACUGCUGUACAGUGUGCUGUGAUGUACCUUGACUCGACUUAUGACAAGAAAAACGAUAUGAUUCUUACUCAUGCUGCACUUGGAGGUGGUACAAACGAAGUGAAAAUGGCUAUAUUUGGUUCGCAUGGUCUUCACUCGUAUCCUCAAAACUUCCCAUUGAUUACUCCAUCGUAUUUGGAUGAGACUAGGUUGUCAAAAAAUGAAGUUGCAAAUGAUUGUAAUGAGUGUGGUACUACCUGGGAGUGUUUGAAUAUUUGUCUUGGUGCUUUCAUGCACGAAAUCGGACAUGCGUUAGGGUGCCCACAUCAAGUCGAUGGAGUAAUGUUGAGAGAUUAUGUGCGAUUCAAUAGAUCUUUCAUGACACGCGAGCUCGAGUGUUUGAGAACUAGAAGCAAGGGUGAGGUUAUUGGCAAUAAUGGCAUGUGGUCUCAAUCGUGUCAUUGGAACCGAUUGGAUUUGAUAAGAUUUUUAUACCACGACUCGUUUGCACUUCCUGUUGACCAAUUUGACAAGGUAUAUUCCACAACGAGGAAACCAAACUCUUCGUACCAAUACAAUUCAGCCCCUACAGCGUAUCCAUUACCACUGGGUGAGAGCGUUGCAAAAUCGGAUUGUGGAAUCUUUUUAAUGGAAAUUAUAGAUGGAGAUCUUGCCAGAGAACACGUUGCAUUUUUACCCCCUGGAUAUGGAGGCCCAGGUGUUCAAUCAGAAAUCAAUUUGAACUAUAAUCAGUUCUUGCAAAAGUUAAGAGCAGUAAAAAGAGACGCUAAUGACGAAUUCAAAAUAAGAGUUCUCUCAUUGGGCGGAGAUUUGUUUAUUGACAAUUUCAAAAAGCACUCUUCUGAACUGCGUCAGGAGUUAAUUGAGAGCGAUUUUGGUUUGGGUAGAGGCAGCCUUUUGGGAGCAAAAAGUUCAUUACUUGGUCAAGCCAAAGGACCAAUCCACAUCACGCAAUUUCCACUUGCGUCGGUAUAUAAAGUAAGGGUUUAUGCAGGUGGCGCACUUGAUGGCAUUAAAUUCUACUAUAAAACGAGUACAGGAUCAGCACCAUUGCAACCAGCACCAGAGUUGCCAUUAAGAAACUAUGCAAAAAAAAUGUUUGGAUUCGAUAAAAGAAACGCCAAUCCACCUGUUAAUUCAGCACAUGGACAAACUGAGGGUACAGCCUUGGUAGGUAAGGAAAAAAAUUCAUACUCGGAAUUUGCUUUGCAACCAGGAGAACACAUUGUUAAAUUUAACAUCAGAAAUGGUGCUUGGGUCGAUGCUGUGCAGUUUGUCACUGACCAAAACCGUGUAUCGCCAAUGUUUGGUAAUACUAAUGGUGGACACGUCUCGUCUCUUGAAGCACCAGGUUCGGGAACACAAGUUGUAGGAAUGUUUUUCUAUCUUGGUAGUUGGAUUGAUGGUAUUGGUAUUAUUUACACCGUGACCUAA